AUGGAAAGGCUUCCUGGUCAAUUGCUCAAUUUCACCUCCCUCGAACGAGUAUUUAUUCUUGAAUGCCCCAAAAUCCAUAGCUUAGCGGAAGGUGGCUUACCCAGAAACUUGAUAUUCCUUGAAAUAGAAGAAGUGAACAUAAAGCAGGCAGUAACAGAGUGGAAAUUGCACCUCCUUCAUUCACUUAAAGCUCUUACGCUUAAAAAUGUAGGCAUCUCUGCAGACUCAGUAGAGUGUAUUCUGUGCCCACAUCUUUCUCUGCCCUCUUCCUUGUGUCUCUUAGAAAUCAGGGGUUUCCAAUAUUUGAGAAUCAUAUCCAAUGGCAACACCCUUCCCAACCUCACUCGUCUUGAUGUUAUGGAUUGCCCAAGGCUUGAAUCAUUGCUUAGCAAUUUUACCUCGCUUACAGAUUUAAUAACUGAAAAUUGCCCAAAAUUCCACAACUUUUCAGAGGGAGGUUUACCCACAAACCUGCGGUCUCUUUCAAUCUCUGAUACCAACAUAGACAAACCAAUAAAAGAGUGGGGAUUGCACCUUCUUACUUCCCUUCAUUCUAUUUCUCUUACACUUGUAAAUGUUAGCAGCUCCUUAGAUUGCAUUAGCGGUUCUGACCUUCCCUCUUCCCUGCGUACAUUACAUAUAAAGGGAUUCCAAAAUCUGAAAACAAUAUGCUGUUCCACUCUUCCUGACUUGUCCUCUAUCAAUGUCCUCUCUUGCCCCCGAUUCGAAUCAUUUGGUGACCAUGGCCUUCCUCCAAGCAUUAAAAGCAUUUAUAUUAAAGAGUGUGAGAUGAUACAGCAACAUUUGAGAAGUGAUCCCAGUGGCCGUAUACUUACAGAGAAUGGAAGAUUAUCGUCGCCUCUGUCUCAAAGUCAACCGAGCUCUGCCCACUCAAGUAAGUUCACUUAA
Chenopodium quinoa (quinoa) is the source of this 909-nucleotide messenger RNA. RefSeq names its product putative disease resistance protein At3g14460. The coding region runs from base 1 to 909 and encodes 302 amino acids. Lineage: Eukaryota; Viridiplantae; Streptophyta; Magnoliopsida; Caryophyllales; Amaranthaceae. The transcript has a single exon. The record is from RefSeq and is a predicted model, not a curated record.